Molecule: messenger RNA, 1423 nt
Organism: Notolabrus celidotus (New Zealand spotty)
Lineage: Eukaryota; Metazoa; Chordata; Actinopteri; Labriformes; Labridae
Exons: 10
Coding region: 539-1234 (231 amino acids)
Source: RefSeq, a predicted model, not a curated record
CUUCGCUCUUCUACACGUGUGUCGCUGCGUUGUUGCCUUGAAUUAUGGACAGUACUGUCAGGGAGUAUCGGGCUUCUACCAAAGGCUACACUGCUGGUGAGAGGGAGGGCAUGAAUGGAUGUGUGUUGUUUUCAGAAAGAAAACAGAUACCCCGAGCUACAAGUCAUGCCUGUGUUGGUGUGAGAAGUGUGUCUGUGUGUGUUUGGUCAUAUGGUGCAACCAUGACAAGAGCAGCGCUGACCAAACUUCUCAUCCUCGUGAUCCUCGCUUCAUCAUCUGCCUCCCGGAAUUCUUCACAUUGAAAAAAGCAUCAAAAGUCAGCUCCUCUGUCUACCCUAUCGACCCUGUGUGCGAGGAUUCAGCUGAAGAGGGGGUUAAAUGGGAAGAUUGGGGAAAAAUGAAAUCAGGCAAGGGGAGAUGUGUGACCCUUCACAUGAAAGUGGGAGCGAGCCUGUGAAAAAGAAAGUCAAAGCAAACAGCAGAAUCCAGAGAGGGUGGUGAAGAUCUAGAAAAGAGCUGGUUUAUCUGUGAAACAGAUAUGGACAUGUCAGAGUUACAGAGCAACAUCUCAGCUUCAGGUCUAAAUGUAUAUUUUGAGGUGUCACUGAGGCACAAAGAGACACUGAAUCUCACCUUGUUCGGCCACAGUAAUCUGACCGCCUUACACAUCCAACCACCUGAGGAGGAGGAGGAAGAAGAGGGGGUGGAUAAUGACAGACAGUUGAUGGCUUUUUACUGCUGUCUCCCUGUCCCACCUAUGUCAAGGUCAGCCAAUCAAAGCCACUGUCUCCUUUGGCUCUCCAAUCAAACAGUUAUGAAUGUAACAGCAAAGGAAGAGCUGCCAUGGAAACGGACAUCGAAAGGUGAGUGGCGUAGUGCUGUCAGGGUGCUCUGGCUGCUUCUGCUGUGUGUCGUGCUGUUGACUGUUGUCACGACUGUGAUCGGAAAAAUCUACUGGAGGAGAUGCUGUGGCAAUAAGCUAGAGAGGGAACCUGUCAACCUCAGCUCCACUGAUGCUGAGAGACAUGCAGAAGAUGCCAUCUCCAGCGGUAACUCGCCAGGAAUGAUCCUCCGCCCUCAAGGGUCCCGGUCUUGGUCAGGUCUGUCACCCAUUCAAGAAGUUGACCAUCAAGAUGGCAUAGAAACUCUGCUGGAUGGACAUAUUGACAAUUGUUACACAGUAAAUCUGCAUCAUCGUGGCCAUCCAUCCACCUCAGAGGACCAGCCCCGAUGAGAGAGGAGCGCUGCAAGUCCCUGCCUCCUGUGCAGUGAAAAUGAAAACAUCACAGACACAUGAAGAUAGUUAUACAUAUUUAUUUCCAACAUUUCAUCCUCAAACGGUCUAAGUGCACUUAAUUAGAAGGGAAUCUUAAAAUAUUAUUAAAGUGACCAUUCUAAUAAAUGACUGGACUUCCAAAAAUUA